Molecule: messenger RNA, 1005 nt
Organism: Podospora pseudocomata
Lineage: Eukaryota; Fungi; Ascomycota; Sordariomycetes; Sordariales; Podosporaceae
Exons: 1
Coding region: 1-1005 (334 amino acids)
Source: RefSeq, a predicted model, not a curated record
AUGUUUGACUCACUGCUCCAAGUAGGUAAGGUAGUCGAUGGAGCACCAGCUAUCGGCCAUUUGCACUGCGACUUUUUCACCUUACUGUCACCGUCCCGCUGGCAAGAGAUCCGCUUCUUUUUCCCCGUACAGCACAUACUAUUACCACCCCCGUACCCUCAAAUCCCCGCAAAAGUCGCAGACAUGCCCUCCUCGGCAGAACAACCCCCCUCCAAGAAGAGGAAGUUGAGCCCCGAGCUUGAGAACCACGACCCAACAACCACAACAAAAGCGACUACAGCCGCACCUUCAACGACCGACAAACUCCAAGACACAACACCGCCCGACGAUACAAAUCUCGUUCACGGCCCAAACAAUGAACAAAGCGACACUCAAAGCCGACGAGAAGCGUUUGAGUGUCUAAUCGACUUCUACAACGAAGGCGACCUCCACGACGACGACAAAGACAACACCCGCAGAACUUACUCCCUCCCCCCACCACCAGGUUCCGCCCCGACAGAGGAACUGCUGUGGGAAGCCUUCCUGGCAAAAGUGGAGGAGGCCGACGACCAGCUUAUCGAGCACAUCCGCUGCCACCGUGAGCAGCGUAUUCAGAUGACUGUCUUGGAGGAGCAGAGACAGAGGGACCAGAGACGAAUGGGGGAGUUGGCGGUGAGAAAUGGAGAGUUGAUCACGCAGUUAAGGGAGCAGGGUGAUCGGGAUGGGAAAAGGAUUGAGGAGCUGGAGGAAGGGAUUAGGGAGGAGAAGAAGGAAAGGGAGGGGGAUUGGAAGUGGAUUAAGGAGUUGGAGGGGCAGUAUAUGAGGGAUCGGAGACGGAUAGGGGAGUUGGAGGCCGAGGUUAGGGAGUUGAGGGCGAGGGGGAGAAAGAGGGGGAAGUUGAGGGUUUUUUUGCCGAGGGUUGGAUCUGGGGGGACGGUGGAGAUUGAACCGGAGGAGGGGGGGGUGGUGGUUGUUGAUAAGGGGGUGGUGGAGGUUUUGAGGAGGGCUUUUGGGAUGGAUAAGUAG